Caenorhabditis remanei is the source of this 783-nucleotide messenger RNA. RefSeq lists its product as uncharacterized. The transcript has 4 exons. Gene Ontology annotation, molecular function: peptide hormone binding; signaling receptor activity. NCBI's taxonomy places the organism in Eukaryota, Metazoa, Nematoda, Chromadorea, Rhabditida, Rhabditidae. The record is from RefSeq and is a predicted model, not a curated record. The coding region runs from base 1 to 783 and encodes 260 amino acids.
AUGUGGAUUGACAAGACGCGAACAUUUAUAUUUAAUCUUUUCGUACUUGAUGUACUUCUUCUGGCGGAACUUGUCGUCGCAAACCCUGGGAAGUUUGAGGAGAUCUCAGCCAAGCAUCCGAUUCACCUGGUCAUCCCACUUCCAGACAACGACGAUUUCUGCCAUGGAAAGAAUCCAUUCCUUCUUUCAUCUCCUAAAGUGCAACCAUUGGCAGAUCUAGCUUUGGAACGUGUUUAUAAAGAAGGGAUUCUACCAAAUAACUCAGUUAAUUUAAUCUAUCGAGACACAAAACUGUCGGAUGCAAUUGGUCCGAACGUUGUUGUCGAGCAAUUACUUCGAAAAGAAAUAGAUUGUAUUAUUGGAUAUGCAUAUGGAUAUGCUCUUGCUCCUGUCGCUAGAAUGUCACCAUAUUGGAAGAAUGGUAUUCCGGUUAUUACGCCAAUUGGUUUAACAAUGAGUUUGGACGAUAAGAAAGAAUACCAACUGAUGACACGAAUAAAUAGUCCGUAUAAAGUCGUCUCCAGCGCGGUGGGAGCACUCUUCAAAACAUACAAUUGGAAAAGACACAUUUUCAUGUUUCAUCACGCAAAAAGUCCAACGUAUGCAGUCGGAGAAUGUUUUCUACUUAUGGCCAGUUUGCAGCAUCCGCUUCGACAAAUCAUAGAAAUGCAACACAACUUCUUCACAUUCAAUGAAGAUAUCAGCGCCAACUUGACUCGAAAAGAACGUGACGAACAGUUCCGAGACUAUCUGAAAGCAAGUAGUGGAAUCGCGAACGGUUAG